Molecule: messenger RNA, 1610 nt
Organism: Anastrepha ludens (Mexican fruit fly)
Lineage: Eukaryota; Metazoa; Arthropoda; Insecta; Diptera; Tephritidae
Gene: Roe1
Product: grpE protein homolog, mitochondrial
Exons: 4
Coding region: 157-843 (228 amino acids)
Biological process (GO): protein folding; protein import into mitochondrial matrix
Cellular component (GO): PAM complex, Tim23 associated import motor
Molecular function (GO): adenyl-nucleotide exchange factor activity; protein-folding chaperone binding; protein homodimerization activity
Source: RefSeq, a predicted model, not a curated record
UAACAGCUGUAGCAGUCGAAGGUUACCGUUUAAUACCAGGUUCGGAUUGCACAAGAAAUAUUCUGUGAAAAUUGGAAAAAUUUUGUGGUGUUUAAAAACGCAAAGGCGAAACAAAUCAAGUGAAUAUCAGUAGAACUUUUAGAAAAGAGUAACAAAAUGUCAACGAGAACAAUUUCGCUGCUGGCGCGUACAAAUCGUUAUGUGACUGCAUGGAAGAACCGAAACGUGUUGGCGACAAGUCCAGCCUUGCGCUAUUAUUCGGAAAACUCGGCACAAAAACCGCAACAAUCGGAUUCAGACGGCUCCAGUGGGCAGUUGGAAAAUGCUGCCGCCGAGGCGACAAAGAAGCUUACACAGGAAAUUGAGGCGCUUUCAAAGGAGGUGAAUGAAUUGAAGGAAAAAAAUGAAGAAUUAGUAGACAAGUACAAACGUUCAUUGGCAGACAGCGAAAAUCUACGCACACGUCUCACCAAACAGAUAGCUGAUGCCAAAGUUUUCGGCAUACAGAGCUUUUGCAAAGAUCUGCUUGAGGUGGCCGAUACAUUGGGACAUGCCACCGAAUCAGUGCCGAAAGAUCAGAUCAACAGUAGUAAUCCACAUUUGAAAAGUCUGUACGAAGGUCUGGUGAUGACCAAAGCCUCACUGCUGCAGGUUUUCAAGCGUCAUGGUCUGGAGCCAAUCAAUCCAAUCAACGAGAAAUUUAAUCCAAAUAUGCAUGAGGCCUUAUUUGAAAAGGAUGAACCUGAUGUCGAACCCAGUACCGUCGUUGUGGUCACCAAAUUGGGUUAUAAAUUGCAUGAACGUUGUAUACGGCCUGCGCUUGUUGGUGUUUCCAAGUCAUGAGUUAUUUGCUAUGCUGACAUUACAAAUUUAAAUACUAUAUAAGAAAGCAGAUUUUCGGUAAUCUUCUCAGUUCCUGAGCUUAAUAUGGAGAAAACAAAAACAUUUUUUAGUAUAACUUGUGUGGCGCAAGGACAAAUCUAUCCCCGUUUAUUUUUGUAUGUGUGAUUAUAAAAUUGUUCUUGCGCUAAAACAAGAAUUUUCAUAACGAAUUAUAAAGGGUGUAUAAACGUUAAAUAGCAAAGCAACCAAAAGGUGACAUUUUAACCAGCUGUUACCAAGAAUGCCGUGGCUAUAGAAUUUAUACAUUUCCGCAAUUGCAAUAUUUACGUUCCUUGGUCUACUAUGUUCUCUUUCCGCAACUGAAUUUUGUGUAUUUUCUAAAAGAAAAAUGAAAUGAAAUUUAACUUAAUUUGUGAAUUGACUCCUUAGUGACUGAGCAGCGAAAUUAACAAAAAACUUAAAAUAUUUUUUAAAUUGUUGAGUUAGCCGGUGGAAUGUAGAUAGGCUGCACGCAUAUGCAUAAAAUACCAUAAAUCUAUGUAAAUGCUUGCCGUCCUUUGUAGCAGACCAAUGCGAUUUUCAUUGUAUGCGAGCGUUUGUGUGAGUGCUUUAAAAGUUUAACUUGUUUUCCUUAAAGACUAAAUGCACAGCGUUACCGAAGUAUGUAAAACAUGCUUGCUAUUGUAUUAGGAUUCUAUGUUAAUUACAAAUAAAAUUAAAAAUAUAUGUAUGUUUGUAGAAAAUAAAACUCCUUACUAAAUUUAAAA